CGUGAGAGAUCAACAAAGCACUUGAAUGCGCGUGUGGCAACGGAACAUGCAGCCAUAAUUUAAAUAUCGGGUUGUUGUUAUUGCUCAAUUACUUAUAUUUUGAGUUAAAGCAUGUGCAGACUUCAGUCACAGAAACUUCUGGAUCGCUCUGCUGCGCUCUAGACGUCGCAGGCAGUCAGCUGGGCGUCAUCGUUCCUCUUGUUGUUGUGACGGCAUAAACCCGGUGAAGCUGAUCGGGGUUAAUUUUACCUAACGAAUCUAUAUAUACGUAUAACGGCGUAUAACAAGAAAACCUGCUGGCUUUUUCUUUACGAAGUCAUUCGGCAACGAUGGCAGUUCCAGUAGCUGCAUUACAACUGAACACAUCCUCCAGCCCGGGUCUGCUGGAGCACAACAUCCACAUCAGCGACAGAGAUUUGGGAAGGAUUUCAAGUGACAAUGAAAACAACACUUUGCCUUUACAUUCUCCGUGGACCUUCUGGCUUGAUAGAUCCCUCCCAGGAACAACGGCAGCUGAAUGUGAGUCAAACCUGAAGAAAAUCUACACCGUGGACACCGUCCAGAACUUUUGGAGAGUUUACAACAACAUACCCGGCGUCUCCAGCUUGCCAUUGAGAUGCAGCUAUCAUCUGAUGAGAGGAGAAAGAAAACCGCUCUGGGAAGAAGAAAGCAAUGCUAAAGGGGGUGUUUGGAAGAUGAAAGUACCAAAAGAAUGCACUUUUGCUGUAUGGAAGGAGUUGCUAUUGGCUUUUAUUGGAGAGCAAUUCAGUGACUAUUGUGCCUCAGACGAUGAAGUGGUCGGCGUCAGCGUCAGUGUGAGAGACAGAGAAGACGUGUUUCAGGUCUGGAACGGAAACGCUUCUUGUGCUAACGAGUCAAACAUUUUAGGAAGGAUCAAUGAGCUCCUUCCUCAAAUACCUUUCAAAGCAGUGUUUUACAAGCCACACGAGGAGCACCACGCUUUUGAGGGAGGUCGAAGACAUUAGCACAUUUUUGCACGUCAGAACGAUAUGUACAUGUUUUAUUGCUUACGAACAUGUUUUGGAUAAUAUUUGGGGACAUUUUGAAGCAAUUGAGUUCAUAGUUGCUUACUAAAUGAUCUUAUUUACCUAAAAAAUGUUGACCAUUACACUUUUCAAUCGAUUGAAUUUCCCAUCUGCAGAGCACUGCUGUCAUUCAUAAUAAUAUCCAAAUGUUUUAGUCGAAGGGAAAAACAUUUUAGUUUGAUUUUAUUUGCGGCAGUGUUUGUGUGUUUUAUACUUCAACGUUUUUUCAAAUCCUCAACCAAAACAACAGAUCAUCUACAUGCCAGAUUUUUUAGAUGUAUUAUAGCAUAUUUUGUGCCAUUUCCUGAGCACAGACAAAGCUAGGUCUUUGAAUUAAAUCUCAUUUUUAGAUCUAAGAGGAAGGUUAGUUCCACAAAGCAAACCUUUAUCUUAACAAUGGAAUACAAGGCUUUUCCAGUGAACUGUUUUCUCUGUUUUGUUUUGUCACAGCCAAAAUACUGUUGCCUAACAUAAAUAUUUAGUAUGCUGUAAUGCUAAUAUAUGAGCAGAAAGUUGCACAUUUUUUAUUUCUCCUUUUUAGGAUAUGAGCGGAUUGUAAAAGGAAUAGGUUACAAUAAAAUAACCUCAGUACACAAAUCAACAAGAGUAGAUGCUGAGACAUAUAUGCAAUAAUUUCUAUUCUGUAGAAUUUGCAGUGUUGUGGUUGUCAUUUUCGUAUCUGCCCCAAAUCAAGCACUUUUGUUUCUUACUGUGUGUGUGAGCUGUGAUAACUGAGACCAAAUCCACUUUGGUUUUGUGUCACCUUUUCUGGUGAAGUGUAAAGCUGUUCUUGUUUCUUUUUCUUGUUGUAACUUGAGAUGUGUAGGUGACAGAUGUUAUGUGAUAUGUUGUUUUUUUUAUCGAUUCAUCUGACCUGUGUUAAAUUGGAUUUUUGAAGCCUGCCCUUUCUUAGGGAAUAUUGGCCCCAGGAAAAAUGAACAAACACAUAAACAUACAUAAAUCUGUCACAGAGAGGGACACCAGAAGAAGAAGAAAAGAUGUGGCUCUAAAUGUCACUUUCUUGAGGGAUUACUCGGGGCCUAUUUCAGUGCAUUUGUGCAAAUCAUGGGUGUGAUGCAGCCACUGAAGCAGGGUCAAAUCUGAAACAAGCUAGUCAGAAAUGGUUUACUAUUGCUCCAGCAAAACAAAUUUUUGUCUCUCAAAUGUAUAGCUUUUAAGAUGUUUUCUGUGGUAAUGUAAAAUGCUGUAUUUGUAUUAUUGAAAAAACUUAAUCAUUUUAGAAAAAUAUGAGAAAUUUAGGAAGUUGAACCAUUAUACAUGAAAGGCACGUUUCCCCUGUUUGUGUGUGUGUGUGUGUGUGUGUACGAGAGUGAGUGAGGGUGACUAUUCUAUGCCGCAUAGAGCAGAGCAAGUACUAGUACUAUGAUACUGACACAGUUGAGGUCAUUUAUAUGUAGCUAUGGGGUAUGCAUUGAAACCCACAGAAGGACUGCUGCUAUGAUUUGUCAAUCAAAUCAAAUGAGUGUUUUCGAUGCUGGAGUCUUGCCUUUGAUUUGCUGCUAUAUUCACAGGAGGAGUUAGUUUUCAGACCUCCGACUUUGCCAAACUUCAUUGUCCCUUUUAUUCAGCUGUACUUCAUGUAAUAUAAGCACAUAAUGUAGGAUAAGAGAGUACUGUACCCUUGCACAUAUACAGUCUAUCAGUCGCUUCGGAUCUCAGAAUUUGUCACUGAUUGUUGAUCUUGGAUGGUGCCUUGUGUUUACCAGCAGUUUAGAAUGUCGCCUGUGUUCAGCAUGUUGAAAUUGUAUAUAGUCAUGAUUCUCGUUAGUUUAAAACGUGUUUGAAAAAUAAAGACGCCGAAACUACUAUUUCUUACUGUUUGGAAUACUUACUGUAUAUGUCUGAUGAGAAUAUCAAUAUUGCACUGAAUGAAAAGCAGCAUAUUACAUUGGACCUUUUAGACCAGUUGUUCUACAAAAGAUUUUCAGGUCUUUGUCCUCAGGCUGUUCAUUGUCAGUAAAUCCUUCAAGGUCUGCUGUUAGAUUCCAAGAUACACAAGCCUACAUGAAUUUGGUAAUUUUUCAUUUCUUCCAGGUAGAGUUUUGCAUUGAAUAAAAUGUAAGAUAAUAUAAAAUACAAAUUCGGGGGAGUUUUUUAUGCAGCAGAUAUUGCACAAAUUUUAAUAAAUGCAACUCUUUCUAUAGCCAACGGAACAACAUUGACGGUGGAUUUUAAACUGAGGCACUGAAUGGCAUUAAUAGGCUAAUGCCCUUAAUUUAAUGUAGGAAUAGGAGGCGACCAUUUAAUGGCGGCCAGAAGGAGAAUGUCUCCCUCUUGCGGUUGUGAAGGCAGAAUGAGAAUGUCUCCCUCUUCCCUCGUGAAGGCAGUCUUGUCCUUACAAUGACUGUAAUUGCACGUAAUUAUAUAAUUACAUAAAGAUAAGUAGUUAUUGCAGUAACCAAUGCUGCACUUGGAUCAGCUUGCCUUUCUAUACCAAACAUGUUCACAAUAUGGAGGAAAAUAUGUAUGAUGAGUGAUACAGGGAGACAUUUUUUUGCACAUCUGCCUU
Molecule: messenger RNA, 3576 nt
Organism: Anarrhichthys ocellatus (wolf-eel)
Lineage: Eukaryota; Metazoa; Chordata; Actinopteri; Perciformes; Anarhichadidae
Product: eukaryotic translation initiation factor 4E type 3-like
Exons: 7
Coding region: 330-986 (218 amino acids)
Biological process (GO): translational initiation
Cellular component (GO): eukaryotic translation initiation factor 4F complex
Molecular function (GO): RNA 7-methylguanosine cap binding; translation initiation factor activity
Source: RefSeq, a predicted model, not a curated record